Thyridium curvatum is the source of this 4884-nucleotide messenger RNA. RefSeq lists its product as uncharacterized. Lineage: Eukaryota; Fungi; Ascomycota; Sordariomycetes; Thyridiales; Thyridiaceae. Gene Ontology annotation, molecular function: glycosyltransferase activity; protein binding. The record is from RefSeq and is a predicted model, not a curated record. The coding region runs from base 1 to 4884 and encodes 1627 amino acids. The transcript is spliced from 3 exons. Gene Ontology annotation, biological process: protein O-linked glycosylation.
AUGCUGCCGCUUGUCCAUCCGCACCAGGCGGUGCAGAACCCCCACCAGCUGGGCGGCUUCGGUUCUUUUCAAGGUCAGCUCUCUCCGAACGAGUCGCUCCACCUCGCUCAACAGCGCCUUUCCGGCCUCUCUAAUCCCUACCAACCAGCAAGCGACAAUGCACGACGAGCAUUCCCGAUCCGCAGCUCAGGGGCCGCCCACCAUUCCACAUAUCACUUGGGCGAUUCGUUGGCCCUUGGUCAUGGCAAUGACAGCAACGAGCAUCAGUUGCGGCGAAAGACGCCGAACGGAACGAUAGAUGCAGGAUACGACGGCUCACCAGCGGGACUUGCUACCGGGCCGCCGCCAUUGAAACAGAUGGCAAUCGCCGCCUCGUCCAGAAUAUUCCCAACGGCCAUGACCCACCGAGAUACGCCCCUUGGCGGACCCGGCCAGCAAUCAUCCAUGGCAGCGAUGGGUUGGCCGCUACCGCAGCAGCAGCACGGUAACGGAAUGUUCCCCUCGAACCUAGGUCUUGCAGGUGCCGCAAACUCGACGAUAGAAGGGCAGUGGGCGCAGACGCAGAACAUCUCGUCCCCCGAUGCAGUUGCGUUUGACCAAGCCAUGUAUUUGCAUGCCCCUUCUCAGGGCCCUUACAACCAAGUGCCCAGAAUGCAGUCCGUCUUCGCUCCGAUGUAUCAAUAUUCGGCCGGACCGACCGCCUUCAAUCCCGCUGGAUUUACACCGCCGCCUGUUUGGAGAGAUAACAGCGCCUUCCAGUACUAUGCCCAGGUUCCUCUAUCAAACCUGGGCUUCAUCCCUGCCAAUGCUGCCUUUGACAAUGCCUACAUGCCCGUCCAAGGCGGCAUGGGCCAUGCCAUGACCAGCGGGGUAGGGGUUGCCUCUGGCUUCCCCUUCCAGAUGCCGAAUACGCAGAUGGACGGGCCGUUCUCUGUUCAGCAGCAGUCGCCGACGACUCCCCUGUCCCCACGGCGCCGACUUGAAUCAUUGUCCCUGCAGGCGACUCCGACCAUCAACUAUGAUCUGGCCUCGGGCAGUGUUUCAUCGCAAGCCCAUUUCAAAGAGCGGGCCCUGGCACAUGCUCACAAGACUUACGCUGAUCUACUGGUAUAUCUGAGCCAUACAAAGAAGAUCUAUCCGGGCAAGAACUUUGCCGGGCUACGACAUUCCUCCAAGAUGGUCGUCUUUCCCAGACCUCCAAAGCAGUUGAGCAUCGGCCUGAGUCCACGACAACCAAAGAUCUCACCGUCGUAUCCCCCAGGUUCUAUGCUGAACGCGGCUGCUCCCGGCCGUUAUGCACACUUGGGCCAAGGUUUAGCGGCUCAGAAUGGAUCAGGCACCCCGGCGGCUGCCGCCAUCAACUUCGACAAUCGACACUCGGGCGCUACAGUGGUGGCUCAGGUCAUUGGCAAUCCAGCUUUGCACAGGUAUCCAUACUCCAGCAAACCUUACCGAACUCAAUCUCUGGGUGACGUCUCUUCGCCCCUUCAGAACGCGAAAUUUUCGCUGGGUAUGCUCACUUCGCUGUGCACGCAAAGCGGCUGGAAGUGGAUCGACGGCAUGCUACUUGGUGGCUGUCUGCACUAUGGUCUGGAACACUACGAGGAGGCACUCGAGUGGUUUCGCCGCAUCAUUGGUCUCGAUCCGAGCCAUGUCGAAGCCAUAUCCAACAUUGCGGCCACGCUUUACUGCCUGAAUCGACAUGACGAGGCCGAACAACAAUGGGUGCAGGCCGUAAAGCUCCGUCCGAGCUAUCUCGAAGCUGUGGAGCACCUUGUUGGGCUUCUCUGUUCAAAUCAUCGGAAUUCCGAGGCAGUGGCCACCAUUACUUUUGUUCAGGACGCUCUGCGGAUGAACAGGCCCGAGCUGUCGCGUAAGCAUAGCGCAGAUACUGCCAGUGAGACCAGCUGCUCGACCGCAACUGUCCGCGACUCCACGCCUGACCGGUUUGCCCUGGACUCGGAUCUGGACGAUCAUGAGCGCCCCUUUCCGAGGAGGAACAGCGAUGCUAUGCUCCAGCCAGGUUUUGGCUCCAGUGGCUACGCAGUCCCGGGCAAUGAGAACGGCCGCAUGCUGCUCCUUGUCCACGCCAAGGGCAACAUGCUCUAUGCGCUGAAGGACAUUGAACAGGCUUCAGAAGCCUUUGAGGAGGCUGUCCUCAUCAGUGCAGGAAGGGACAUCCAACGUUUGGACCGACUAAUCCGAAGGAUCCAGUACGUGCUAUCGCCAAGGGAUCCCAACGCCUUGCCUUCGCGGUCGAACUCGUCGCAGCGAUCCUUAUCAAAUCCACUGCUUCUUCCGCCUGAAAAGGCCAAGCACACUGCUCAACUCGUUUUCGCAAACUAUGGCGGUCAGCUUCCAGGACUGCGGUAUGUGCCAGAAGGCAGCCAUCGAAAAUCAGCGGUCUCAACUACCAGCAAUUCACUACUAUCGCUUGCCAAGAUCUUCCAAGAUGCGCUUUCCAACGGCGGGUCACCUGGAGGUCUCCUCCGACAGCCUUCUGGAGUCGGCGAUAUUCUCGCGCUCUACUACCUCUCUCUGUCGUUGCAGGAAAGCCCGUCCACUGCUAAUAACGUCGGUAUCCUACUGGCAAGCGUGCAGCAACCUGCUGCACAGAAUAGCUCUUCUGUCGACACUCCCGUCUCGCAGACGAUUCCUGGCAUCGCUGCGGGCAGUGGGCUUGCUCUUGCCCUGGCAUAUUACAACUAUGGCCUGAAUCUCGAUUCGAAGCACGUUCAUCUGCACACGAACCUUGGCAGCCUUUUGAAAGACAUUGGCCAGCUCGACCUCGCGAUUCAGAUGUAUGAACGCGCGGUUGAAUGUGACGGAACGUUCGAUAUCGCCCUCACCAAUCUAGCCAACGCGGUCAAGGACCGAGGCCGAAUCCAGGAUGCGAUCUCGUACUACAGGCGCGCAGUUGCGUCCAAUCCAGAUUUUUCAGAGGCCGUAUGUGGGCUAUCCACGGCACUCAACUCGGUCUGUGACUGGAAAGGCCGCGGAGGCGUUUUGCUCCGUGGUGGAAAGUUUGACCGGUGGCAUGUCGACGACAGCGGUAUGCUCCAGGAUGUGAAGGUCAUCAAUCAUGGCAGCGGGCUCACCAAGAACGUGGUCGACAUUGUCAGCCGCCAGCUCAAGGAAUCAGCUACUUGGGGCUGUGGUCUCCUGCAAAACAACAUGAUUGAAAUGCUCGUCACUCAGCUCAAAGCCUCUGGGGCUUCCAAGACCGACGGACACGUCGACCUGGACGCGGCGCUUCGCAAAUGGGCCGGUCAAUCUUGGGAAGGCUCACGCUUGCUUCGCUUGCUUGAGAGAUCUGCACGAGCGGCCAUGCGAUUAUGGUAUCACGAUAAAUACAUCGUAGGUGCCGAGUCGCCUGCUGGCUACCCACGAGUGCGGCCACCAAGCGGCUUGACUGUGCCUUCAGCGCCAACAGUCCUGCCAUUCCAUACUUUUACCUGCCCGUUGACUGCCAAGGAUAUACGGAUGAUCUCUCAGCGCAAUGCUCUGAGGAUUUCUUGCUCGACACUUCGAUCUCCUUGGCUACCGAACAGCGUCUAUCCUCCGCCUCCGCCACCGAAGCCGUAUCUCAACAUUGGCUACGUCUCGUCAGACUUCAACAACCAUCCCCUGGCACAUCUUAUGCAAUCUGUCUUCGGCUUCCACAAUCGAGCCCGGGCCAAGGCGUUCUGUUACGCGACAACCGCGAGCGACAAAUCCGUCCACCGCCAGCAGAUUGAGCGCGAGGCACCUGUCUUCCGCGAUGUCAGUAACUGGGCCUCAGACAAGCUAAUCAAUCAAAUCGUCAAGGACGAGAUUCAUAUCCUCGUCAACCUGAAUGGUUACACCCGAGGUGCCCGAAACGAGAUAUUCGCUGCCCGGCCUGCGCCCAUCCAGAUGUCAUUCAUGGGUUUUGCUGGCACGCUUGGCGCCGAGUGGUGCGACUAUCUCCUGGCGGACUCGACAGCGGUCCCACCCUCUACUCUGAGGCCUCACCGGGACAAUGUCAGUCUCGACGACGUUUUUAAAGACGAGGCGGACGCCGAGACGGAGGAUUGGGUCUAUACAGAGAACAUUGUCUUCUGCAGAGAUACGUUCUUCUGUUGCGACCACGCUCAGUCUGCCGAUGCCGACGAGAGAAGCAUAACUUGGGAGAAUGAGCAACGCCGACGGUGGAAGAUGCGGAAGGAGCUGUUCCCGAAUCUGCCCGACAGUGCCAUCAUCCUUGGCAACUUCAAUCAGCUAUACAAGAUUGAUCCAACCACCUUCCGUACGUGGCUACGAAUCUUGUCCAGUGUUCCGCGAGCUGUCCUGUGGCUUCUUCGAUUUCCUGAGCUCGGCGAGAGCAAUCUCAAGAAGACGGCAGCGGCUUGGGCUGGCGAGGAUGUCGCCAAGCGCAUCAUUUUCACCGAUGUAGCGCCCAAACAACAGCACAUCUCGCGUGCUCGUGUUUGCGACCUGUUUCUCGACACUCCGGAGUGCAACGCGCAUACAACGGCUGCAGAUGUGCUGUGGUCGAGCACCCCUCUGCUAACGCUGCCGCGGUACGAGUACAAGAUGUGUUCGCGCAUGGCAGCAUCGAUCUUGAAGGGAGCGCUUCCCAAGAGCCCCGAGGGUGACCAGGCUGCCAAGGAGCUGAUAGCUCCGGACGAGAUCAAUUACGAACAACGCGCCGUCAAACUGGCUAACAGCCUUUCGUACCGCAUCACCAAGGAUGGGUACGGUGAGGGCUCGGGUCGCCUUGCGGAACUGCGCAAACUUUUGUGGAAGAGCAAAUGGAGUUGUGCGCUCUUUGAUACCAGACGAUGGGUGCGAGAUCUGGAGGAUGCCUAUGAUGAGGCGUGGCGACGAUGGGUCGCUGGCGAGCCGGGCGAUAUCUACCUGUAG